ACGCCGCCAGGAUUACGGUUGGUGUGUGGACUUGACUUUUCUUUGCCGCUACGCGUGGUUUUGCUUUUGCUUCGGCGGCGACGUCUUUGUUUGGCAUUGGGGACUCCGGCGGCUUCGUCAAUGCUCUUCCAGAAGUAUUUGCAGUGCAGGCUCAGGCCUCCGACGGUGAUCGGCCAGUUCCACACCUUGUUCUUCGGCUCGGUGCGGAUGUUCUUCCUGGGGGUUCUGGGCUUUGCCGUGUACGGGAAUGAGGCGCUGCACUUCAGCUGCGACCCCGAUCGCAGGGAACUCAACCUGUACUGCUACAACCAGUUCCGACCCAUAACGCCUCAGGUGUUCUGGGCCUUGCAGCUGGUCACGGUGUUGGUUCCGGGGGCCGUGUUCCACCUCUACGCCGCCUGCAAGAACAUCGACCAGGAGGAGAUCCUGGAGCGCCCCGUCUACACCGUCUUCUACAUCAUCUCCGUGCUCUUGCGCAUCAUUUUGGAAGUCAUCGCCUUCUGGCUUCAGAGUCAUCUCUUCGGCUUCCAGGUGCACCCGCUGUACAUGUGCGAUGCCAGCGCUUUGGAAAAGACCUUCAACGUGACCAAGUGCAUGGUGCCCGAACACUUUGAGAAGACCAUCUUCCUGAGCGCCAUGUACACCUUCACCGUCAUCACCAUCCUCCUGUGCAUCGCCGAGAUCUUUGAGAUCCUCUGUCGACGCCUGGGCUAUCUCAACAACCAAUGACGCCUCCCGCGCACGGACGCAAGGCGUCGCCGGCCCCUCGCCGCCUCCCCCCCCGCACCUUUUGUUCCUCGUCGGCUUCUCGCUUAGCGACCGUCGGACUCGCGCCAAGCGGGGAGCCCACGCAAGUGCACUUCUGAAAUAGUCCCGCUUUCCCUCCCGCGGGACCGGCGGCGCAACCAGAGUCGACCGGACGCCAGGACCGCGCCGGCGACCCCCGACCGCGUCGACGGGGAGACCACUUGUAUAGAUAGGAAACGCCUCCCCAAAACGGACCGUGAUCACUUUCAAGUGUUUCUUUCCCGCGUUUGUCGUCACCAAUCAUCGCCGGUCGCGUUGGUAGGCAAAGAUCCAAAGAGAGGAGUUGGUGUCGAACGAUGGACUUGUCCAAGGGAACGAGUCAAAGGUGGUCUGAGCUCACGGAACGAUCGCGACGAGGAGACGGCAUCAAAGGCCUUCCCCUUUUUCGACCCUUUUGGUCGCAUUUAGAAUGUCGUAAGAUGAAUUCGUUGUCCGUGUCGAGACUUCACAAAAGGCUCUUUUUAUUUUCUUGAUCAGACAUCCAUCCAACUUUUGUUGUGAAGGUUUCAUCUGUUUUUCAUCUCAGGUACAAACUUGCAUGAGCGGACAAAAGCGGAACACUGGCAAUGCGUUUCGAGGGGAUUUCCAGGCGCCGCCGAGUUUUCUUGUGCACGCGGGGUUAGGCGCGCUCCUCGGAUUUCCUUCCUGCUCGGCAAAACAAGGUUGUUCGAGGAUGCGACAACACCUGUGCGACCGUGCUCCAAACAAACAAACUCAAAUUCAAAGUGUAGCUUCUAUCUUUACACGUGUCUGUUGGAAACGAUCGCAAUCCAUGGCAAGAUCUGUAAUUUUUUUUUCCCUCCUUCCUUCUUCCCUCUGGAACAUUUUGAACAUGAUUGCGAGUAGCAGCUUCUGACCACGGCCUCUCUGGUGCUCUGAGCGAUUCCUUGUGGUCGUUGUGCGCGCGUUUGUGUCGCGGGCGGGUGCUAAAAGUCUUUCUCGGGUCAGUGAUGUCACACCUCCGGGUCAAAGCUAGCGGCUGCCAAAGUGCUCCAAACAAGAUCGCGUCGCACAACCAUGGCGACUACUACCUCAGCAACCGAGUCGACAUGGAGACACCAUCAAGGCGCUAAAGUAGCUAGCGGCUAGUCGGGCGGCUGACACCUUUGACGUGCUCCGCUGGGCAGCGGCUAGCUAGCCCGACGGCUAAUCGCUUCAACGCGCUCGCCCGGCGGCUUCAAUAUGUUCCUAAUUUAUUUCAGUUCAACGUGUGGAAUGAGUGACUGACCUCAUACAUUUCAAAUAAAUCUGCUUUUUUCAUAUGA
This is a messenger RNA of Hippocampus zosterae (dwarf seahorse), 2072 nucleotides long. Its product is annotated as gap junction epsilon-1 protein. Gene Ontology annotation, cellular component: connexin complex. The transcript is spliced from 4 exons. Lineage: Eukaryota; Metazoa; Chordata; Actinopteri; Syngnathiformes; Syngnathidae. The record is from RefSeq and is a predicted model, not a curated record. The coding region runs from base 121 to 729 and encodes 202 amino acids. Gene Ontology annotation, biological process: cell communication.